GUUUAAGCACUUGAACAUGAUGAGAAAGUUGUAUGUAAUUGUAAUCUACUUGUAAAUCAACCCAUGUGUUUAGAGGUUGGACAAGCGAACAAUCUGAUAUCAUACAAAAAAUUAGAGGUGAGUAUUGGGUGGUUGAACCUACAAACUCACUUGCUACCGAUCCAUCCAUUAUUUUUUGGAUGGAUCCUAUUGGUGGUUGUGACUUGUAAAAUAUGUGGCCUGCUACAGAUUAAGUGGGUGGGUUGAUUGUGGUUGACCAAAAUCUUACCUAAUUCUUAACCUCAAAUCAUAGAAUCUCUAAGUGAUAGCUAUACCGAAACUAAAAGGGUAAAAUUCACAAACAAAAAAAAACCCCUCGAACUUCAAUCUAAAUAUCUUACCAAAUCUCUAGUAUUAAUUUUUCACAUCAAUUUUGAAUGGAUAUCUUUUCAAAGAAAUUGUAAUUGAGGAUAAUUGCAAAAUCUAAUUUGGCUAUUUGGCUAUAUAAUAUCUUCAUUUCCUUCUACAAUUUCAUUAACAAUUUUUGUUGCCGGUAAUUUUUUGUGAUUUCAUAUAAAUGGAAAAUUGACAUGUUUUUUUUCCCUCUCAAAAUGGUAACUUACUAUAUUAUUAUCAUCUCACACGAUCCAAUCAAAACCAUACAUGAUAUCAAACAAAAACCAUAUAAGAUGGACGAAGGAAUCAAUCAUAACAUUGGAGAGACAGAGAGCCAGAGGUCCAUAAGACUCUUAUACGUACUCCAACCCCAUGCAUGCAUCCAACGAACCGCCGCUGCGCGUUUUCAACGUGGUAGGAAAGAGACGUACCCAUUUGCUCCCCAUAGAGCGUAUUGCUUCCCAUAAGAGAGUGUAGAGAGAGAAAGAGAGAGAGAGAGAGAUUAAAAGACGAAGGUUUGCUUCAUCAAAUUGGUCACGAUGUUGCGAGUGGCAGUUGUUGUUGCGGCCUUAAUGAUUCUCCAGGCACGUCCCUCGAUCCAGCACAGGACUGUUUCUAUUGAAAACGAGUUGAGGGAAAGAAAGGUGAUAGUUCACUGUCGAUCCAAAGACGACGACAUUGGAGCCAACAUCGUUGACGUUGGCUCUCGUUUCGAAUUGGGUUUCGCGCCAAACAUUUUUGGGAGGUCGCUCUAUUGGUGCAAGCUGGCAGUGCGAGAUAGGCGACUUACAUUCGACGCAUACGAUGGGAAAGCUGACCACGUCGGCGGUCAUGACGUUAGCUGUCUUGUUAGGGAUGAUGGGAUUCAUCUGGUGGAUCCGGAUGGUACCCUGGUAGAAUCCUUUCACCGGGAGUGGAACCACCCAUAGCUCUAUCUGAGUUGAAGGUUGUCAACCUGUGGGUCGACCACCUGAAUUGAACCUGGAAAAUGGGCUCGCUGCACACCUGCGGGUCGACUCAGAACAAUGUAGGUUCUCUACCUGUAGGUUGCACAACGACGUUUUUCUCUUUGAUUUUGGAAUUACUGUCUCUUUUCUGGUUUUCUCAUUUGCCUAACUUUAUGUUUGGAUUUCUAAAUUCAACUUUUGAAUAUUGGUGAGGUAUAAAUGUGUUGUGAUUUUCACGGUAUGUUGUAUUCAAGUACUAUUUCGAUGUAAUGUUAACGGGCAGCUUGAUUCAUGGAUUUCAACAUUUAAGGUUUUAGGUAGACCAAUGAAGGGUUUUUGUUAAAUCUGGAUUUUGAAAAAUCAUGGAUAUAUUAGGAUUUUGGGUUGUAUAUGGCCUUGACAACACCAUAGUUUGUUUCAUAAAUUUUAGGCCUAAUA
This is a messenger RNA of Linum trigynum, 1760 nucleotides long. The record is from the annotation of a GenBank genome assembly. NCBI's taxonomy places the organism in Eukaryota, Viridiplantae, Streptophyta, Magnoliopsida, Malpighiales, Linaceae.